This is a messenger RNA of Ictalurus furcatus (blue catfish), 3192 nucleotides long. It is a transcript of the gene sypa, whose product is annotated as synaptophysin a. The record is from RefSeq and is a predicted model, not a curated record. The transcript has 7 exons. NCBI's taxonomy places the organism in Eukaryota, Metazoa, Chordata, Actinopteri, Siluriformes, Ictaluridae. Gene Ontology annotation, cellular component: presynaptic active zone; synaptic vesicle; synaptic vesicle membrane. Bases 42 to 926 code for a protein of 294 amino acids.
CCCGAUUUCCUAUUUCUCUAAUCUAGCAGCAAGCAGCCAAGAUGGACAUUGUAAACCAGUUAGUUGCUAACGGACAAUUCAGGGUGCUGAAAGUGCCUCUGGGCUUCAUCAAAGCCCUGGAAUGGGUGUUUGCCAUCUUCGCAUUUUCCACCUGUGGGACUUACUCAGGCUCCUUUCGCAUGCGUGUGGAGUGCAAAAACAGAUCAGAGAGCAACCCAAGAAUAAAUGUAGACUUUGAAUACCCAUUCAGGCUCCAUCAAGUCUAUUUUGAUGCUCCAUCCUGCAAGGGAAUUCAAACGGACCGUAUCUUCCUUGUGGGGGACUACUCCUCCUCUGCCGAGUUCUUCGUCACCAUCGGUGUUUUUGCCUUUCUGUACUCCAUGGCAGCUCUUAGCGUCUAUGUUUUUGCCUUUGAGAAAUACCGUGAAAACAACAAGGGGCCACUGAUUGAUCUUGGUGUGACGUGUGUAUUCACCUUCAUGUGGCUUGUGAGCUCGGCAGCAUGGGCAAAGGGUUUGUCGGACGUGAAGACGGCCACAGACCCAGAGAAGGUGAUUGAACUCAUCCAUGCCUGUGAUCUGGAAGGCAGCAGCUGUGGUGAGGUUCAUGACCCUGUCAUGUCCGGCCUCAACACCUCUGUGGUCUUUGGAUUCUUGAAUCUAAUCUUGUGGGCGGGCAACAUCUGGUUCGUGUUUAAAGAAACGGGUAUUGUUGCUCCUUUCAUGCGCCAACCACCUGCCCAGGAGAAGCAGCCGGCCCCUGACUCUUAUGGUCAGCAGGGCUUUGUGCAGCAGGAGCCAUACUCGGGCUCCCAGGGAGGGUAUCAGCCUGAUUACAGCCAGCAGGGCUACAACCAGGCUGGAGAUUACGGCCAGGGCGGCUACAACCAGCAGGGGGCGCCCACCUCUUUCUCCAACCAGAUGUAAGGAAGGGGUUGUGGAAGAGGUAAAUGGAGGCUGAAAGAGGGUGCUGGUGUGAUCAAGGGAGUGUGGCACCUGAACCCUACCCACACACCCACACUCUUCUUUGUCUGUGUGUUUGUGCAUAUGUCUGUGGACGUAACGAUUGGGGGGAGGGAAUGGGGGCAGGUGAUAAAUACUGAAAGAUGUAGGGCAUAUGAAGGGAUUAUUCUGUGUGCUGUUCAUUAUUGUGAUGUAUAAAUUAAAAUAAAAAGGUAGGUAUGAUCAGAUGAAGAAGCACCAAAAUACAUAAAACAUAUUAAAAAAAAGAUAUAUAAAUCAUUGCUAUAUAAAUUUUAAAUUGAUGAUGUUGAUGAUAGUUAUUCUAAACUUUGAGAGAAUGUAUUUGUCUGUGGUGUAUAAAUAUCAAUAUGAACAAAUAUAUACAAAUAUUUCCUAAAGAUCUGUAUGGGAUUAUUCUACUAUAGUAUAAGUUAUGUUUAGAGAAGUUCACUGAUGACGAUUCUAACUAUGAAAAUGAGCUCUGAACCCACUGGAAAUAGUUCUCUGAGAAUUACUGGUAUGGUACAAGUUACAUAGAUAUUCACUGAAGAAGAAUUUUUAGUUGUUCACCCAUAUCAUUUUCUUUCUGUUUUUGUUCAUUGAGCUGAAAGACAUUUCUGCUGAAAGCAAUAGGCUAUAUGAGACCAAACGCCAAAAUAUGUUGAAACUCAAAACUUGAGAAACUCAAAUCUUGAAGUAUUUUUAAUUUUCUUUCUGACUAAAUUUUGGUUUGUUUUCUUACACCUUUCUCUAAUACGACAAGCAUGUGUGUAAUGAGUUAGCGUGGUUUGAGUAGCCCCUUAAUACUAUGCUUCGUUUACUAUGCCGCUCAAGUGUGUUAGUGCUGUUUCAUGCAAUUGGAGGACUAAUACUAGAUUUUAUUUGUGUAAUGUGGGCACCAGACAGAUAAUCAGUCCUGUGUAUUGAGUUGGUGGUAGUCUAGAUACAUGUGCCAGUUUCAAUUUCCAGUUUAAAUAUUUGACCCUCUUUUUUUUUUUCUACUUUUCCCUCCGUUGUCUCACUUUCUUGCUCUUAAACACACUUAAAUCUCUUUGUAACUUAAUUUUGUCCAAAGGAGUUUGAAACACUGGCUUUGUUUUAGUGUAGUUAUACUGAAAUAUAUUUUCAAAGAUGUGUGUAAAUAUAUGUAUAUGCCAUGCAAAAUCUAAUGAUUUACUCUUUAAUGUUAAACAACAGAUCUAGUCAAAGAUAUAACAUCUGUAUAUGCACUAACUGGACUGAUUAAAGUACUAGGGAACAAAAUAAUGCAAAUGUUUUUUUUUUUAUGAUUUGAUCAUUGUAUCAUGUGGAUGCCAGGAUACACAGGUUUAUCUGCUUGACUAAUCAAUCAAUAUGCAGAAGCCAAUCAUAUCUGGCAUUAUAUGAUCGCGGAAGCUCUUUCGAAAUUGGUUCUAACUGCCAGGAUUGCUGUAGACCAGCCUGCAUUGUCUAUUCAGACUAACUUGUGUGAUUCAAGUAACAAGCAUGAACUUCUUAACCAACAUCAAUGUGCUCAUACAGAAAUGUAUAUGAGCGAUAUAUCUACAUUUUCUUGUAUGGUAUAAGCCUUGAAUUAUGGAUUGUGUAGCUGUAUUAAUCUGUAUGCAAGAAAGAUGAAUAUACACUGUCUAAAGGCUGAGGAACAUCACAGUCAUACUCAGUCCCUUACAAUCAGUGCGUUUAUUUGGCAUUAAUUUGGUAGAUAUUAUUAUGAUGAGCUGCUCUGUAGUUAUGCAUGAUCAUGUGCUCAUAUGUCUAGCUUGAUUAAAUUUAUGACUGGGUCUCAUCUAAUAUUUGCACACUUUUAGUGGUCUAUGGGUGUACGGCAAUUUGAGUAGCUUUUGAGUAAAUCUAGACAGCCUGUGAACCCACAACCUUAGCACCUCUCUCUUGUGUUUUCCUUUUCUUUCUCUCUUAUUCUUCUCUCUUGCGCUCUCUAAUCUAUCCUAUGCCCUUUCUCCCUAAUAAAUAUGCUAUUCAACUACUCCAUUGUUAGUGGUGUUUGGUACGUCUCGUGAAAUUCUCGAUGCCUUUGGGUUGUGUUGUAUUUAUUGUGUAUAAUAUAUUCUUAGCGUUCAAAUGAUGUUGAUGACAGUGAAUAUGACCAUGCUGAAAAAUCACCAAAAUGAUCCAUAAAUUCUGUUGUAUUGUUCUAUGGAAUCCAUGAAGGAAAAUUCAAUAAAGAAUAAGUUAUCCUGUUGAAAACAAAUGUCUUAAUUCUUGUCUAAAU